AUGGCGUACUCAGCUUACGAGAACAAUGAGCAGAAUUUCUCUGAGGAGGCAGUAGAGGAAGAAAGUGUGAUUCUCACAUUGGUUCCAGUGAAUGAGGAGCCUAAUGAAGAACAUCAAAUGGAACCAAGUGUUUCUUCAACUUCAGAAAUCAGCCUGAUGAUGCCUGGGUCAAGUGAUAAAGUUUGUCAUCCUCAGAUAAAUGAGCAAUUCAAGUUUUGUCCAAAACACAGUUGUAAUAUGCAAGUCCUUUCCUUACCAACCAGUUUGCCUUCAUUUAAUAAAGUACGUUGGGACACCUUGCGGAACUGGUGCCAACAACUGAAUUUGAGUACCGAUGGCCGGAAAAUAGAGGUUUAUAUGAGGCUCCAGAAACAUGCUUACCCGGAAAUAAACCAGGUGAGUGAGGAGUGUGGUGAGAAUGGAAAGAAUAUUCCUGAAACAUCACCAGAAGCUAAAUUGCAGUCAUGUUCAAGGAAAGGCAAGAUGGUGGCCAAGAAGGCAAGGCUUUGGAAAAGUUGUAAGAAGAGUGAGAGAGAGGAGGGGAUUAAUACAGUCGAGGUGGUAACAUCAGCACAGGAAGGCAUGUUGGCAGCAUGGUCAAGAAUUGCUGCGAGAGCCAGUCAGUCCAAGUCUGUGAAUUCACGUUCCAUUCCUGCUUCUGUUGAGACCUUUCUGCUGCAAGCCUCUGGUGUCCGGUGGUGUGUGGUCCAUGGCAGACCUCUCUUGGCAGACACACAAGGUUGGGUUCGCCUGCAAUUUCAUGCAGGUCAGGCCUGGGUGCCUGACACUCCCAAAAGGAUGAUCUCUCUCUUCCUGUUACCCGCCUGCACUUUCCCACCCCCAGGCCUAGAAGACAACAUGUUAUGCCCUGAAUGUGUGAAGAGAAAUAAGAAGAUGAUGAAAAGAUUAAUUGCACUGGGGAAGGAAAAGCGACCUCGUUUGAAUAGACCAACAUCAUUCCCUUUGGAUGGGCCAUAUCUUAAUAAAGAAUAA
Molecule: messenger RNA, 993 nt
Organism: Enhydra lutris kenyoni (northern sea otter)
Lineage: Eukaryota; Metazoa; Chordata; Mammalia; Carnivora; Mustelidae
Product: developmental pluripotency associated 2
Exons: 7
Coding region: 1-993 (330 amino acids)
Biological process (GO): system development
Cellular component (GO): nucleus
Molecular function (GO): chromatin binding
Source: RefSeq, a predicted model, not a curated record